AUGAAUUCAGUACAGAAAAUACUGCAAUGCAAUUUUUCAACAAUCUCGUUGGAGAAAAAGAUGGAAAUAAAAAAUAAAGGUAGGCCUACUCCAGACUUAAAUAUUAAACAAAUUACUAAAUGUAAAACGAGAGAAUAUGUAAGAAAAUUUAAUAAUAAUAUAUAUAAAACCUAUGACUGGAUUUGUGGUUGUUCAGAAACUAAUCGUUUGUAUUGUUUUCCCUGUUUACUUUUUGGUCAAAAAUUUAAUGAUGUCGCUUGGGNAGAAAAUCCCGGCGUAUUUCGAGGUCUUAUAAACUUUAGUUCAGAGUUAGAUUCGGUACUAAAAUGUCAUAUUGAGAACUCUUCGGUAUUUAAAGGUUUAUCCAAAUCAAUCCAAAAUGAUUUACUAGAAUGUUGUUUAGCUGUAUGUCAACAAAGAAUCAAAAAUGAAAUAAAACAAGCAGAAUAUAUUUCUGUAAUGGCUGAUGAAACAACUGACGUAUCUGCUCAGUUUCAAUUGUCAAUAAUAUUUAGAUAUUUACUAUCGGAUGGAACACCAGUAGAAAGGUUUUGGGGAUUUUUCAAUCCUACUGGACAUGAUGCGAAAUCGUUGUCUGAAUGUAUAAUAUUCAACUUGGAAAAAGUCCUAGAAUCGCCAGAUAUGUUGAUUUGUCAGAGUUACGACGGCGCAAAUGUGAUGAGUGGACGUCUCAAUGGUGUACAAAAAAUAAUAAAUAAUAGUUAUAAAAAUGCACAUUUCAUACAUUGCUAUGCUCAUCAGCUUAAUUUAAUUUUAAUUCAAGCAACUUCACAAAAUCGUGAGUUAAGGAUAUUUUUUCCAAACUUAACUGAUAUAACAAAUUUUUGUUCAAACAGUCCACAGCGGGUUACGGUUUUAGAUAAAAUUGUUAAAUACAGAGUUUUUCGAUCAUCUAAUACUAAAUGGAAUUUUAAAAGUCGAAUAGUAAAUACUGUGUAUGAGAAUCUUGAGCCGUUAAUUGAAUGUAUGAAAGAAAUUGAAUCAACAUUUGAAUCAAACCAUAGCAAUUAAUCAAGCUGGAGCUUUGAAUCGGAUGUUAAAUGAUGAUAAAUUUAUAUUUUGGUUAAGAGUGUUUCAUUAUUUAAUGCCUCAUGUUGAUAUUUUAUAUAAUCAACUACAAAAACAAACUAUGGACCCUGUAGAACUUUCAAAGGCAAUUUUUCGGUUCGAAGAAAAUAUAUUAAAAGAAAGACAGAAUAUUGAUAACAUCGUUGAAACCUCUCAAAAUCAUCCAACGAAAAAACGAAGACAAGAUGAUACUAUUGAAACAAGAAAAAUCGCUGCAAAAGAAGUAUGUGAUAUUUUUAUUGUCAACGUUAAAGAAUGUUUUGAUUAUAAAAAUCACUUAAAUGCUUCGCACCUAUUUUUAUCCACCGAAUUUCCUAUCUACGAAAAUAACUUCCCAAAUGACCAUUUUAGUAAAACCGUUGAAGCAUAUCCUUUUUUGGAUGUUAUUAAACUUAAAACUGAACUACAACUGUUCUACAAAAGAACCGAUUUUCGUGAUAUGAAUUCAUCAGUUCAUUUAUUGAAGUUUAUAGUUGAAAAUAAUUUAACAAUGGUAUUUUCUGAAAGCUACAAACUUUUAAAAAUAAUUUCAACUGUUCCAAUGACUACAGCUGAAGCCGAAAGAUCGUUUUCUACAUUGAAACGUAUUAAAACAUUUUUGAGAAAUUCAAUGACGGAAGAUCGACUUACUAGCAACGUCAUCGAUCGAAAAACGGAUGAUCAACAAUAUUUCAAACUUCAACGAAGAAGUAAUAAACAGGUUUGCAGGAAAAAAAGAUAG
Cinara cedri is the source of this 1810-nucleotide messenger RNA. NCBI's taxonomy places the organism in Eukaryota, Metazoa, Arthropoda, Insecta, Hemiptera, Aphididae. The record is from the annotation of a GenBank genome assembly.